CUGCGCGCGAGGAGAGGGUCCGGGAGACGACCAGGGAUGAGGAGGGGCCUCCAUGGGCUUAUUAUGGGCUGCGGAGCUUGACGGCAGCGUCUCCGAGGGGGGUCUCCGCCGCCCCACGGCGACCCCCCCCCCCCACCACGUGCCGACCCCCGGCAGCUUCCAGCAUGGCCGAGCAGAUCCAGAAGAAGCUGCAGAACGAGCUGGAAAAAUACCAGCAGCUCCAGAAAGACCUCAGCAAGUCGGUGACGGCGCGGCAGAAGCUGGAGGCGCAGCUGACGGAGAACAACAUCGUCAAGGAGGAGCUGGAGCUGCUGGAUGCCACCAACACCAUCUUCAAGCUCAUCGGGCCCGUGCUGGUCAAGCAGGACAUGGAAGAAGCCAGAGCCACCGUGAGCAAACGUCUCGACUACAUCACGGGGGAGAUCAAACGCUACGAGCAGCAGAUGCAGGAGCUGGAACGCCGAGCGGAGCAGCAGCGGGAAGCGUUGGCGCGGCUGCAGCAGGACUUCCAGCGGGCUCAGGGCAAGGCGGCUCUCAAGAGCUGAGCGGCGCCGAGCCGCCGCGCGGGAAAAAGAA
This is a messenger RNA of Rhea pennata, 576 nucleotides long. It is a transcript of the gene PFDN6, whose product is annotated as prefoldin subunit 6. Lineage: Eukaryota; Metazoa; Chordata; Aves; Rheiformes; Rheidae. The coding region runs from base 165 to 545 and encodes 126 amino acids. Gene Ontology annotation, molecular function: protein-folding chaperone binding. The record is from RefSeq and is a predicted model, not a curated record. The transcript has 5 exons. Gene Ontology annotation, cellular component: prefoldin complex; cytoplasm. Gene Ontology annotation, biological process: protein folding; chaperone-mediated protein complex assembly.